Molossus molossus (Pallas's mastiff bat) is the source of this 1260-nucleotide messenger RNA. RefSeq names its product insulin like growth factor binding protein 2 (gene IGFBP2). Gene Ontology annotation, molecular function: insulin-like growth factor II binding; insulin-like growth factor I binding. NCBI's taxonomy places the organism in Eukaryota, Metazoa, Chordata, Mammalia, Chiroptera, Molossidae. Gene Ontology annotation, cellular component: extracellular region. The record is from RefSeq and is a predicted model, not a curated record. Gene Ontology annotation, biological process: regulation of insulin-like growth factor receptor signaling pathway. The transcript is spliced from 4 exons. The coding region runs from base 94 to 945 and encodes 283 amino acids.
GCCCGGGAGAAGCGGCCCAGGAGGCGACUCCUGUGCUCUCUGGCCGUGCCACCUGCCCGCUCCCUCGCCGCGGUCGCGCUCGCCAUCGCCAGCAUGUUGCCGAGACUGGGCGGCCCCGCGCUGCCGCUGCUCCUGCCGCCGCUGCUGCUGCUGCUGGGCGCCGGCGCGCGCGCCGAGGUGCUGUUCCGCUGCCCGCCCUGCUCGCCGGAGCGCCUGGCCUCCUGCCGGACCCCGGCGCCCGGCACCGGGCGGCCCUGCGUGGAGCUGGUCCGGGAGCCGGGCUGCGGGUGCUGCUCCGUGUGCGCCCGUCUGGAGGGCGAGACGUGCGGCGUCUACACCCCACGCUGCGCCCAGGGGCUGCGCUGCUAUCCGCACCCGGGCUCCGAGCUGCCCCUGCAGGCGCUGGUCCAGGGCGCCGGCACUUGCGAGAAGCGCCGUGACUCCGACGGCCCCGAGCAGGGUGCAGAUGGCAAUGACCACGUAGAGGUGGAAGACGGGACCAUCGUGGGAGGCGGAGGCGGCGCCAGCCGGAAGGCCUUCACCUCGGGCAUGAAGGAGAUGGCCGUGUUACGGGAGAAGGCCACCGACCAGCACCGCCAGAUGGGCAAAGGGGGCAAGCACCAGCCUGGCCCGGACGACUCCAAGAAGCUUCGGCCCCCAUCUGCCAGGACCCCCUGCCAGCAGGAGCUGGAUCAGGUUCUGGAGCGGAUCUCCACCAUGCGCCUCCCAGAUGAGCGGGGCCCUCUGGAGCACCUCUAUUCCUUGCACAUCCCCAACUGUGACAAGAACGGGCUGUACAAUCUCAAACAGUGCAAGAUGGCUGUGAAUGGGCAGCGUGGGGAGUGUUGGUGUGUGAACCCCAACACCGGGAAGCUGCUUCAGGGAUCCCCUACAGUCCGUGGGGACCCGGAGUGUCAUCGCUACUACAACGAGCGGAUGCAGUAAACCACAGCCAGCAGGUGCCUGGCUCCCCCCACCGCCUCUCCAAACACAAGCAGAGAGAGGAAAGUGCUUGGGUGGUGGGUGGGGAGGACCCCCCAGGAGUUCUGACACAUGUAUUUAUAUUUGGAAAGAGACCAGCACUGAGCUCGGCACACCGGCUGCCUCUCCCCUCCCAGUAAGAGGGGCUGCACGGCCCCUGCUGGAGCCCCCGCUGGGAGGAAGGGGUGCUUGCAGAGGCAGAGGUGGGGUCCAGGUUUGGGAGGGGGAAAACAAAUUUUUAUUUUUGAACCCCUGUGUCUCUUUUGCUUAAGAAUAAAG